Acanthopagrus latus (yellowfin seabream) is the source of this 1646-nucleotide messenger RNA. Its product is annotated as 5'-3' exonuclease PLD3-like. NCBI's taxonomy places the organism in Eukaryota, Metazoa, Chordata, Actinopteri, Spariformes, Sparidae. The transcript has 3 exons. The record is from RefSeq and is a predicted model, not a curated record. Gene Ontology annotation, molecular function: catalytic activity. The coding region runs from base 131 to 553 and encodes 140 amino acids.
ACGAGCUCCCACUUCCACUUGAUUUUAUCUGAUUUAUCUGCAGGUUAGUUGUCCUUUUUUGACUUGAUACGCUAGUACAGUGCCGAAAGACUAAACAAGAAGAAGAAAAGUAAAGUUUUGACAAGCUGCAAUGUCGAAACAGACGAAGAUUCAGGCACGAAACGGGGCUAAUGCUUCAGCCGCUAGCGCUAGCCAAGCAGAGUACUCGCCGCCACAAGCUAGCGGAACCCCACCGGACAUGGACACAACUGCUCUCAUCCACAAGAGGCUGUUUGUGGUGCCUUCCAGCUCAAAGCAGAAGGAGAUUCCUUUUGCCAGAGUGAACCACAACAAGUACAUGGUGACUGACAAGAUCGCCUACAUAGGUACGUCUAACUGGUCAGGUGACUACUUUGUGAGCACAGCCGGCUCUGCAUUGGUUGUCAACCAGACUGCAUCACAGUCUGUGGAGCCCACCGUCCAAUCACAGCUGCAGGCCGUGUUUGAGAGAGACUGGAACUCCGACUACAGCACUCCUCUCACCCAGCACUCCAACCUUAAAAACUUGUGUUAGUCUCAAUUUUACAAACAUAUCAUUCUGCAUCACAGGGGGACACUUCUGUUCAACACAAACUGCAGUGCCAUAUUUGCGUCAUUUUGUAAUUAUCAGCUGAAACACGUGUUCACACUGUGAACAGGAAACAUCAGCCACAGACAAGCCCUUAGAAGAGCAGAGUUUCUCUGUUGGUUAACUCCUCAUUCACACCAAUACUGCUUCUUCUCCUAUUUGAGUGUGGAAAGCGUGGUCAGGCUGCCACAGUGCAAACCACAGAGUAUGUCAAAACAAAAUAUAGCAGCCUUGCAGCAAAAGGUUUAAACAGAAUCAACUUUUACAGUGACGCCAUGCUGCAGUGGCCUGAAAGUGGGUGGUAUGACAGUAUUGUUUCAAACGUCCACACUAAAUUUAUAAAAUGACACUUUAGCCUAUUUCUUUGAUUCUUAUAAUGGAGUUUUACUAGGUUUAUUACAUGUGUUGGUUAACACGGUACAUACACUUACCAGCAUUGACAAACCAAAAACAGACGUGUGUGAUCAACUUAAAUGUAUUGAUUCAUGUGGUUUCUAUUAUGCAGUGUCAGUACCAGUAGGGGGUGCUCUUCUAUCUUCCCCCAUGUUACAUGAUCUAUUCAUUGAUCACUCUCUACUUUUAAACAUCAGUCUCAGACACAACUUCAGCCUCAGGGGGAGAUUUUUUUCUUCCCUGCUCAUCUCAGAGAGUAAAGUGUGUUUCUUAAACAAUAUUUUUUUUAGUUUGCCGCAAUCUGGAAUAAUUAGUGCUUAAGAUGGUGUGACGUGCCUGAACUGUACAUAGAUUUUUUUUAAAAUUUCCUCUCUCAGUUUGCAUGACUGUUUUAAAAUCCAUUAUUUUAAUAAUAAAGUCAGCGGUGUGUACAGGGGAUUGAACAUCUGCAGCAGCAGUAACAACGAUGAACUCAUUUAUUUUUCCACUGUGUGGAGUGAUUGAACCUACCAAUUAGUGAAGAGGUGGUUGUUAUGGCAACUGUCCAAAGAAGCGUGUUUGCCAGUAGUGGCAUGCAGUUAUUGUGUACACGUCAUUAUCUGCUUCCUCUUUAUAAAUUACUCUCAAUAAAUGUCUUUGAAUCAAA